UGGAUGAUUGACACUUUACCCUGUGGUUAAGCCAGGCUAUGCAGGGCGUGUGGCGACUGAUUCCCCAUGCCCCCUGACAGUAGUCACUGGAUUUGCUAUGAUGUGUGGUGAUUUUGGUGGCCAGUGUGAGGAGGUCCUUAUAGUGGUCUGUUGUUGCUUUAAUUGCCAUGGCUCCAUCCUCAUGAAUUUUGGGAUCUGUCAUUUUGGGAAACACUUUGAAUUGCCUGCCAGAGGCCAGGUCAUGAUAAAGUUCACAGCACCCCACCAAACUCCAAAUCGUAUGGCAAAUAAAUUGGGACCAAUUCAGUAUAACUCUGCAGUGUGUUUUUACCUAAGGACAAUGGCUAUAAACUGUCCAGUAGCCAGAGAUGGUUAAUGUCUAUAAAGUCUGGAAUUGGGAAAAUGUACUCUUCAUCUGAUCAUAGUUCAGAAGAACCCUCUGAUGCCAGUUAAGAGUUUCUGUUCUUUUGAUUCUCAACAAAAGCAGCCACAAACUCUCUGCUUCAGGAGCAAAUAAGCUAUUUUAACUGCAGACUGCUGCACCAAAAGUUUUCAUGUGGAAACAAAAAGAGGAAGAAACAAUCAGAGGCGGCUUAACACCAGAAAGUUACUUAUAAAGCUUUCUCUCCUGCUCAAGGAUUUCCGUUUAACACCCUGUACUGCAGAAGGGAGGAUACUGUGACAUCUACAUAGCAAUAAACGAAACUUUUUUUGUUUGUGAACCACACUAAUAGAAAUGAAAGUGUUGCAUAAGAAGCCUUGAAGGUGCCCAAAGGUCUGUGCAACAUAUCUGCUCACCACUGUCGUACAUUUCUUGCCCUAAAGGAACAGGAAGCUUUUGUGAAGAAUGUUGUCAGAAGGAUACCUCUAUGGAAUUCCUUACUUGGAUCUUUUGAAUCAUGAGCUUUGUCACAAACAAGAAGAGUCUGCAAGGGAGUUGAAGUCUUUGAAUGGGAUCAUCUAUGAAUCGGCAAAGGAAGCAAAUGACAAAACUUUCUGGAGUUGUCGAUCUGUUGGCAAGUUAAUCUACUCUGUUUGUUCCAAAGAAAAUAGAAACAGUAGAAAACAGAAAACCACAUUGGCGCAGACUAAUCAAAACCCAUUAUUUGAACAUCGAUCAUCUGCAGCUCUGGACAUCUCCAUGGGAUAUGGUGUAAAUGGAGACACCUACCUGGUUCCACCUUCUUGUAAAAGCAUUUGCAAAAAUUACAAUGACUUGCAUAUUGCUGGUGACCAGGUGCUGCCUAUGAGUUCAGUGAAAAGAGAUUUUACUUAUAACAGUGGCAUAGGACCAUUCCUAGAAUCAUCUGAGAUCCCACCACCAAUUGAAUCUAUAUCACUUCCUCCAGCUGAUAAUCCUCCUAAGCCAGUUCAAGGGUAUUCCUCAUGCUGGCGAGUGGCCAGCAUCAUGCAGCACCAGCAACCCUUAUCUAAUUCAAUACUGAACAACUACUUGGAGGAGAAAGUAGUAGAGUUAUACAAGCAAUACAUCAUGGAUGGCAUGGGCAGCAGUGCAUCCCCCACCCACAUCUUGGCGUCAGAAUUCAUCAUGACCAAUGUAGAUCAAAUUAGCAUGAAGCUAACACAAGAGAAGAAGAUGAACAGCACCAUAGCCAAAGAUAUGGUCAUUAACUGCCUACUGCAACUAGCUAGCGGGAAGGUCUCUACUGAAAUGAGCACUCCGAGUCUCCACAUUUCCCAGUUCAGCACUGUCACUAAAUAAAGUUUGUCUGUGACUCAAAAGCUCUAAGUUUUGGCCAUUGACAAUCAUAAUAGAAAAUCAGUUUAGUUUCUGUCAGGUAAAAUAUGCUUUAUUUUUUAGAUGAACUGUUGAAAGGAUUGGUUUAGAAAUUACACAACAGGGAUGAGAAAAAAAUGGAUGCUCCAGAUGUUUUAGAUUAGAAGUCCUUCAGUUUUAUAUCACUUGCCAGUUUGGGUUGAGAUAAUGGAGAUUGUGAGUCAAAACAGCAGGUGAGUCAAAUAUCCCUUACAUCCACCAUAAAGACACUUUAGUUUCCCCCCAAAAGUUACUAUUUCCUGUUUUCUUUCAAUGAUGAUUUAAUCACCUGCAUCUCCCUACAUUGCAUGAAAAAUUUCCUGGCUCCAUCCUUUCAUUGCCAAUAUGAUUUUAGCAUUUCCCAUUAAAUGUGGAUGAUCUCCAAA
This is a messenger RNA of Anolis carolinensis (green anole), 2163 nucleotides long. It is a transcript of the gene tasl, whose product is annotated as TLR adaptor interacting with endolysosomal SLC15A4. The transcript is spliced from 2 exons. Lineage: Eukaryota; Metazoa; Chordata; Lepidosauria; Squamata; Anolidae. Bases 848 to 1723 code for a protein of 291 amino acids. The record is from RefSeq and is a predicted model, not a curated record. Gene Ontology annotation, biological process: regulation of toll-like receptor signaling pathway.